Metarhizium robertsii ARSEF 23 is the source of this 966-nucleotide messenger RNA. Its product is annotated as ATP-dependent DNA helicase PIF1. Lineage: Eukaryota; Fungi; Ascomycota; Sordariomycetes; Hypocreales; Clavicipitaceae. The coding region runs from base 1 to 966 and encodes 321 amino acids. The transcript has 2 exons. The record is from RefSeq and is a predicted model, not a curated record.
AUGGAGGAGGACUGGCAUGAACUCGCCCGCAUGCUGCCCGACCGCCCGCUGGAGGAAGAGGAUAUCGACAUCCUCGGCCGCCGAGACAUCGACGUCGAUUAUGAUUGGACCCCUCACGUUGGACGGUAUACCGAUGAUGGUAUUCUCAACGGCGACUACUGGAAGCAACGCAAAGCGCGAAACCGCCUUGACCUUGAUGUGGAUCAUCAGCCCUUGGAAGCUCGCGAUUCCCUAAAUCGAGACCAGCGCCUAGUGUACGAUACGGUGAUGGACCACUUUCUGAAUCAGGAACCUUCUCAGUUGCUGCUUCAUGUAGAUGGUGGAGGUGGUACUGGCAAGUCAUACCUUAUUAACCUGCUCUCUGCGCACCCCCAAGCCGCUGCCGCCAGGAGGGGGACACCGGCAAAACUAGAUGAUGAAGAGGUCGCCAGGUUCGCCAACGCCUUACGAGUAUACGCGACUAAGGAUAGGGUGAACGAAUAUAAUCACUACCACCUCGACCGCCUCGGCCGGCCAGUCAUCCAGGUCAAAGCUAAGAAUGUUGGCCCCAGCGCGGCUGCUGCUCCUGACGACAAGGCGCGCAACCUUGCGAAGCAGAUCCCCAUAUGCAUUGGCGCCUGUCUGAUGCUGACGUCCAACCUUUGGCAGCCAGUUGGCCUCUGCAACGGCGCCCGUGGUACCGUUUACGACAUCGGCUGGGCACCUGGGGCUAACCCCGUCCAAGAGCCCUGUGUUAUCAUGACGGAGUUUGACAAGUACAGCGGACCGGUGUUCUUGACCACCGCUGAUGACCGGCAGACCGUCCCGAUUCGGGACUUCCUCAUCGGAGCCACUCAUUGCACUCGCACCCAGUUUCCCCUGAUUGUAUGCUACGCUAUCACCGUUCACAAGUCGCAAAGCAUCACUGAAAAUGUGAUCGUUACGACCUCUCCUGUGGGGACUUUCAGACUGGUCUCAGCUACAUAG